Messenger RNA from Cercospora beticola, 1159 nucleotides. RefSeq lists its product as uncharacterized. Lineage: Eukaryota; Fungi; Ascomycota; Dothideomycetes; Mycosphaerellales; Mycosphaerellaceae. The record is from RefSeq and is a predicted model, not a curated record.
CACCUCAGCUUAUCGGAGUCAUCUACGAAGGAUGCAAGCUGCAUAGGAUCUUCGACCAGGUCUUGGCGUUCCUCGAUUGGUGCAUUGGUCGAUAGCUUAACAGCAUUGCUUCGCCUGCCUGUUUCGGCUUGGGCAGUUUCAGCCAGAGAGCUGGUCGAAGGAUAUGUAUGAGACACGGGAACUCUGGCUGACGACCAACGAUUAUGGUAUCGAUCUGCCUCCUCGGUCCGGCGAAGGAGAUGAAGCAGUUUCAUACCAAGACCAAGGAUACUGGAGAGGUGGAGGGAAGAGCGAUCACCAGCGCGACGAGUGAUAUCGUUCGUGCAAAGCAGAGACACCACCACGGAGUAUCAUGUCGCACGAAUGGUACAGGUCUCCUGUCGAAAUGCCCAGCGAUCUUACAUCGUCGCUAAGACAGGCGGUGACAGAUCAAUGGCAAGUCUGGACAGUGUCAGCAACGACAUCUCAAGUAUAAAGACUCACUACCACGUCCAUAGAUGCGCACAGCAAGAAAGAACAGAAGCUCCAAGUUGCAUCAUCAAAGACUCAACUCUCCACUACUAUUCCCCUUCUCGCUCAGCCUUCACCUUCCAAACAUAACUCAUCAUGCGCCUCUCUCUCCUGGCCACCUACCUUCCCUUCGCCUCGGCAGCCAUAACCUGGAAUCUCGUCAACCGCAACCCCAACCCCAGCCCCGACGAAGCAGACGCCUACGACCGCAUCACAUCAGCCAUGAACGCCGCGCUCUCUCGCUGGGCCAUACACCCCCGCAUCACCAAAUCCCUCUCCGUCAGCUACGUCCCCGGCGUCCCCACCGCAGACGCCAACUACGCGGGCAACAUGCGUUUCGGCUCUGACCGAGCUUACAUGACUGAAGGAACAGCAUUGCACGAGAUCGCUCAUACUUUGGGAAUCGGACAGACGGGCGCAUUCUUCGAUCGUUGCGAGAGAAACGAUUGGCCUGGGGCGACCAGAUAUUUGCAGAGUGUGGACGGGCCGGAUGCGAGGCUUUCGUGCUAUGGGCAGCAUGUUGGGCCGUAUGGGUUGAAUUUUGAUAAUGAGUUUAGUGAGACGGCGUUUCAGAGGCAUGUGGAGUUGAUUGUGGCUAUGUUGGAUGAUGGGAUGUAAACAGGUGACGUUUUGGAGAUAUUUCGGGGGA